Molecule: messenger RNA, 1642 nt
Organism: Hippopotamus amphibius kiboko
Lineage: Eukaryota; Metazoa; Chordata; Mammalia; Artiodactyla; Hippopotamidae
Gene: EPCAM
Product: epithelial cell adhesion molecule
Exons: 9
Coding region: 268-1212 (314 amino acids)
Cellular component (GO): bicellular tight junction; membrane
Molecular function (GO): cadherin binding involved in cell-cell adhesion
Source: RefSeq, a predicted model, not a curated record
GCAGCCGCGGGCGGGGGCGGGGGGCGGGGCCGCCAGGUCAGGCAGGUCUGCGCCGCCCCGCCGCGCGUCCAGAGCGCGCAGUCCGUCGGCCGGCUCGCACAGUUCUCCCGGCCCGGGGCACCUUGCCGCCGGCCUCCCGACGCAGACCCGUGCGUCCCAGGCCUGCCGGCCAGCGGGCUCCCGGCGCCCUACUCUGCCCUGCGCGCGCUCCCGCGAGCCCCCGGCCCGCCUCGCGCCCCUCGCGCCCCGGUCCUCGGCGCGCGCAGCAUGGCGCCCCCCCAGGUGCUCGCGUUCGGGCUCCUGCUCGCCGCGGCGACGGCGGCGGUGGCCGCGGCCCAGGAAGGAUGUGUGUGUGAAAACUACAAACUGACAACAAACUGCUCUGUGAAUGCACAGGGUCAGUGCCAGUGUACUUCAUUUGGUACACAGCAUACCAUCAUUUGCACAAAACUGGCUACCAAAUGUUUGGUGAUGAAGGCAGAAAUGCAUGGCUCAAAGUCUGGGAGAAGAGUGAAACCAGAGGGCGCUAUCCAGAAUAAUGACGGGCUCUAUGAUCCUGAGUGUGACGACAAGGGGCUCUUUAAAGCCAGGCAGUGCAAUGGCACCUCCCUGUGCUGGUGUGUGAACACUGCUGGGGUCAGAAGAACCGAUAAGGACAGUGAGAUAUCCUGCUCCGAGCCAGUGAGGACCUUCUGGAUCAUCAUUGAACUAAAACACAAAACAAGAGAAAAACCUUAUGAUGUUCAAAGUUUGCAGAAUGCACUCAAGGAGGUAAUCACAAGUCGUUAUCAAUUGGAUCCAAAAUAUAUCACAAAUAUUCUGUAUGAGAAUGAUCUUAUCACUAUUGAUCUGGUACAAAAUUCUUCUCAGAAAACUCAGAAUGAUGUGGACAUAGCUGAUGUGGCUUAUUAUUUUGAAAAAGAUGUUAAAGAUGAAUCCUUAUUCUUUUCCAAAAGGAUGGACUUGAGAGUAAAUGGAGAACUACUGGACCUGGAUGCUGGUCGAACUUCAAUUUACUAUGUUGAUGAAAAACCACCUGAAUUUUCAAUGCAGGGUCUACAAGCUGGUAUUAUUGCUGUCAUUGUGGUUGUGGUAAUAGCAAUUAUUGCUGGAAUUGUUGUGCUGGUUGUUUCCAGAAAGAAAAGAAUGGCAAAAUAUGAAAAAGCUGAGAUAAAGGAAAUGGGUGAGAUGCAUAGGGAACUCAAUGCAUAACACUGUAAUUUGAAGAGUAACUACAAGAAGGGAAAUUAGCAAACAGACCAGAUUACAAACAUAUGAGCAUGGGGCAAAGAGAAGAUUUUUGAAGACCACUGUUGUGUUAGUUAACAUCAUAUAUUUUUAAUAGUUAAACCUGUACUCAAAAUAUAAGCAGUUUGAAAUUGACUUUACCAAUCUUAAACUUUGACCACACGUCAUAUAUAUGCAGAUCUGAUAUAAAACCCAGAAUUUGGACUGCAUAGUUUGAAUUAUUUAUGCCUAACUUUGAAGGGUAUGCAUUAAAUAUGCUUCCACAGUAGAGUCUGAGUGACUACUGUCUCAUCCAUUUGUGAUUAAAUAGCUGCCUUUCUGUUUACUUUGAGUCCUGUACAUAUAAACAUUUUUUAUGAACUAUGAAAUAAACAUUUAAAAAUGAGUUUCCUAA